This is a messenger RNA of Aspergillus calidoustus, 2013 nucleotides long. The record is from the annotation of a GenBank genome assembly. NCBI's taxonomy places the organism in Eukaryota, Fungi, Ascomycota, Eurotiomycetes, Eurotiales, Aspergillaceae.
AUGAGACCUGCAGAUUCAUCAGCGGACAAGGGACAGGUCUCCCAGCAGCUCCCGGAGCCUAAGCAGUCCGAGCGUGUUCAGAAACAUGGCAACCAACUGGCUGAAGCAGAAAGAGCGUCUGCCGAAGGACGUAACGACCACAAAUACACCUAUGAUUCAAUACUUGCCGGGAGUCGACAAUCAACACCCCGUACUGGGGAUUCGGAGGAGCGUUCAACGAGGGAUACUUGGAGAGAGAGAUCUGGUGCUAGCGGUAAAUCGAAAUCGCUGUUGCAGGAGCUUUCCCUCUCUUCGCAUACCACGCCUUCUAUGGCUACCUCGGACGAUCAACUUUCAACUGACCUCGGUCUCGCGUCGAUAGAAAGCAUUUCAGAUGCCUCAGCUAAAUCGAGAAUGGAGAGGCACGACUUGGACUGGAAGAGGCAUAGUGUAUGGGUGAAUACAGUUGCUAUGCUCAGGGAAGUCUCCACGCAGUUCAGAGAUCUUGAUGAGCGGUAUUCGACCUCAGCAUCAGAAACAGAACGAAUGGAACUGCACGAGAAGCUAGUCAAGAUCUGGGAGUCGGCAUAUUACGGAUGGGAACGGAUUGGAGUCUGGUGCCAAAACAUACUGCAAGACGACACGGCUGUCCCCAAACUACGAGGGUUUGAUUGGUCUCAGGAGAAGAGGGAAUGGCGACGACUCGAGCAAGCAUACGAGAGGCAUCUACAAGAACAUAAGGUAUUUCAAAAACGGCUCAGGAAGGACCAUCAGCAUGCGCCCCAAGAUUCUGGAACAAGGGACAGUGUAGGCGAAAAGGGGAAAGAUCAAUCUACACCAUCCCCGCCACAAUCUAGAGAGCGCCCUAGACCGGCGUCUUCCCAUCACCAGAUACCUCUCGAGUCUGCUUUUUGUGGCCAUGAACAGGUCAAUGCAAGUAACCCGGGCCUAAGUAAUGAUGGCUAUCGGCCACCAUUGGCAACGUGUGAAGCACAGGCAGUGACUCCCGUAGCACGACCCACCAAUGACCAUGAAGCUGUCACUCGCCGGUUUCCACAUUCAAUAUGCUCUGAUCCUCGAGCGUAUAUCUCUUCAGAUGAAGAGGAUUUCGCAGACACGGACUGCCUUUCAAUAACCGUCGAUUCGGAACACGAUAUUGAAAUGGCUGUGGCCUCGGAUGCGGUUAUUGAUUGUGCCCUUGGACACAUUCUUCGCGAGUACCGGGCAGGCAAACAAUGCGGACAGACGGACGAUAGCGGAACAGGAAAUCUGUCGUACACGACCAACUCGUCAUUUCCGCUCACCAAGAAGCGAAACACAGGGCAGGAACAGCAAAAGGCAUUGGCAUGUCCCUUUUGGAAGAGGAAUCCUCGCGAAUAUAGGAGGUGCUUCCGAUACAAGUUGAGUCGAAUCAGAGACGUCAAGCAGCACAUUCAUCGAUGCCACCAUCCUCCAUGGCGCUGUAUGCGAUGCGGAGAGAUAUUUCCCAGUGAGGAGACUCGCGAUGCACAUGCGAGAGCGGAUCAAGCCUGCGCAGUACGCCAUGUUGUACACGAUGAUCUUUCACUGUCCCAGAUGAAAGCCCUAACUAGGAGAUCAAACCCCAAAUAUCCCGUGGAAAAGCAGUGGUAUGCAAUCUGGGACAUUCUGUUUCCAGGGGCCGAACGUCCCGCUUCGCCAUAUAUUGACAAUGUGCUAUCCGAGGAGAUAUCGUCAUUCCAGGAAUUCUACCAGACUCGCGGGCCUGCGAUCCUUCGAGAAGCACUCCGAGAAUCAUUUAUGGAUAACACUUCCAUGCAGGAAGUUCAACAGUACUCCGAUCUGGUCCUUCGUGCUGCAUUAGACAGAAUCCUCGAUGAGUGGCUGUCAGCUCAGACAGACGAUACAUGCCCAUCGAGUGCGCAGCCCGCUACGAGCGCGACACUUUCACCGUCUAGCGAAAACAACGUUAAUACUUCAUCUUCGGACAGCCAAAUGGCCAUGACAGAAUCAGGCGGCGCCGGUAGUUCCCAAUAUGACGCAAGCAAGAACUGA